Messenger RNA from Bacillus rossius redtenbacheri, 891 nucleotides. RefSeq lists its product as uncharacterized. The record is from RefSeq and is a predicted model, not a curated record. The transcript has 4 exons. Lineage: Eukaryota; Metazoa; Arthropoda; Insecta; Phasmatodea; Bacillidae. Bases 19 to 486 code for a protein of 155 amino acids.
GCCGGGGAAGCAGUAGACAUGAUUGCGUCAGCCGCGACUCACCUGCUGGUGUUCCUGCUCUUCGCUGCGCUUCCGGCGCGGAGGGACGUCGAGGCGGCGUCUGGUCCGAGGCGGCAGUGGAUCGGCGCGGGCGUGCGUCAAUCCGAGAGCAGUGGAGGGCCGGGGGGCCAUCCGACACGUCUCGUUCCUUCCGGCGAGGCCGGAUCGCUCGCGGCGGGAGGCGCGGAGCUCGCAGACGGAGCCGGGGGCCCGCGGGGAGCGCCGGACGCGACCUCUGACCCCGGGUCCUGGAGGUCACUAGCGCGCCGCAGGCGGUGUCUGCGCGGGCCCGCCGACCUCGCCGGUCUGGCCAGAGACAUGUUCAUCUCGUUCGUGGACCGCCAGCACGCGAGGAAGGAGAGGCGGCGGCGGCGGAAGGAGAGGCUGGGCCGGAGGCGGGAGCAGCGCCGGGGGGUGGCCUCGGGGGCGGUGGAGGCGGAGGCGUGAUCUCGCGCGAGGGGGCAGCGGUCUCGCCGCAACACACACGCACCCUCCCUCCAGGACGUCUUGUAACUCCUGGCUCAGCUCGCGCUACCCGGGCGAACGACUGUCGCAAGUAACCACCCGCGCAUGCACGCAGUGUUUCAGAUACGUUUAAGAUACGUAUUACCUUCCUGCAACGUUGCCAAAAAGUGAGCGAAACAUUUCUGCCGUAUGGACACUAAUCUGGUUCGUAAGAUCAGGGCCACAGAGUGACAUUUGUUGGUGAGAAUAUCCCAAAGUUGGCAGAUAAGUUUGAGAAUGUUUUAAUUUUUCUAUUAAAACAUGCAACACUAAUAUACCUGUCUUUAUUGAAACCAUUUGAAGUUAUGAGCUACAACAAAUGUAAUGUUUUAUGUGCUAUUUGAAUAA